This is a messenger RNA of Cylindrotheca closterium, 2874 nucleotides long. The record is from the annotation of a GenBank genome assembly. NCBI's taxonomy places the organism in Eukaryota, Bacillariophyta, Bacillariophyceae, Bacillariales, Bacillariaceae.
AUGACGGAAGACCGGAUCCAAAUCGCCCUGGGGCUGAUUGGUUGGUCCAGUGUUAUGGUCUUGAGUGCAUUGGCAAUGGCAACUGGUUUGGCUGCUACUCCCCUGGACCAGCUCGGAAUGCGACCAAAUGGCUCUUGUUUGUGGAGCUGGCUAUACCAUCAUUUUGUAGACUCGGUCGGAGUUGGUGGCUAUGAUGCUAUCCAAGGGGCCCUGGCACCUCCUUUGAGAUUGAACUUUCAUAUGGCUGGAGUGCUUCUCUUGUGGGCGUCAUUUGUGUACUUUUCUGAUCAGCAGUAUGGCGAAUGUGUUUUCAGUCUACCAUUAUCAAUUUGGUGGUCAGGGUUGCAUUCAAUGUGCCUUUACACUCUCUACUUUUUCGUUCUGAACCACCUAAUGGAUGGAGUUUCUGUCCCUGGAGGACCGCGAGCUUCAAAAAUACAAAGACAACCAAUUUGGGAUGAUCGCCUGACUACUCUUGACGACGAAGAUAAAGAAAAGUGGAAGUGCAUGGUCGCAGAGGAAUCUCACGAAGAUACUGAGACCAAAUUUCCUGGAAAGAAACUAACUGGUGAACCAUCUGGUAGACAGAUCUGGAGCAGAGCGACCACAAGUGCUAGCAACCAUGACAAGGAAAAGCUUAUCCAGGAAAUGGCCCUGGGUGGUCGAUCAUACUCCGGCUUCAACCCUUCGAAAAACCCAAAUAGCUCUGAUGUAAUCUUCAGAGCUCACCAGAUUCGCAAAUACUUGAGCAUUGAUGGAAACGUACCUCCACCAGCUACGCCGCCCAAAAGUAUUCAAGACUGUACGAGGAAAGCAGCUCACUUUUACUCGAUGCUGCAGUGUUCUGAUGGUCACUUUGCUGCUGACUAUGGUGGCCCACACUUUCUUAUGCCAGGACUUGUAAUCGCUUGGUACAUUAUGGGCAAACCCAGCAGCUGUUUGAACAAUGAUCAAAUCAAACUAUUGAAACACUACAUUUUGGUUCAUCAGCAAUCUGAUGGCGGAUGGGGCACUCAUAUCGAAUCCCCACCGACAAUGUUUGGCUCUACUUUAAUGUAUGUUGCCAUGCGACUAUUGGGUGUUCCUAAGGAUGACCCCGCAGCUGUUCGGGGAAGAAAAUUCUUGAAGGAAAAUGGCGGGGUGCUUUACACUUCCUCCUGGUCCAAGUUUUACUUGUGUCUACUUGGACUAAUGGACUGGAGAGGCCACAACUCCGUGCCGCCUGAAAUGUGGCUGCUCCCAAACUGGUUCCCUUUUCAUCCCGGUAGAAUGUGGUGCCAUGCCCGAAUGGUCUAUUUGCCAAUGGGCUAUUUGUACGGUUCACAAUUCGUAUAUGAAGAUGCCGAAACUGAUGCAACUAUCCAAUCGCUUCGGAGCGAGUUGUAUUGUGAGAACUACAUCAACAUUUCUUGGGUAAAAACGCGACAUUGGGUGUCACCACUUGACGACUAUUCCCCAAUUCCUCUCAUGAUGAAAACCAUGCAAAAUCUUUUAGCGUGCUAUGAAAACUGGGACAUCUUCCAACCUUUCAAGCGUUUUUUCCGAGAGAAGGGAAUCAAAUUUUCUCUGAAAUACAUCCAUGCCGAGGACAAACAAACCAACUAUAUCGAUAUUGGGCCGGUGAACAAAGUUCUUAACAUGAUUUCACAUUAUCAUGCUACAGGAAAUGACCUGAACGAUCCAACUGUUGUGGACCACAUGAUGAGGGUGCAAGACUAUCUUUGGAUCGCCGAAGAUGGAAUGAAAAUGCAGGGAUACAACGGUUCCCAGUGUUGGGAUACAUCAUUCUGCGCCCAAGCUCUUUUUGAAGCCAAUCUACUUGAUGAGUUCCCGGGUGUAUCGCGAAAGAUAUGGAACUACUUGGAACGGACUCAAAUUCUGUCGACAGAAGUUUCACAAUCAUCACCUGCAUACAAGUAUGAAGCAAACGAGUACCGAAACAUGUACUACCGUCACAUAUCUGAAGGGGGGUGGCCGUUCUCCACAAGUGCUCACGGUUGGCCGAUUAGUGACUGUACAAGCGAGGGUCUCAAGGCUGUUCUGUGUCUACUACGCACAAAGUGCAUCCAGGACAGCCUGAAAGAUAAGAGAAUUGUUUGCAUAUCGGAACAGCGCCUGUACAAAGCUAUAAACGUGCUCUUGACCUACCAAAAUGAAGAUGGCGGCUGGGCAACUUAUGAAAAUAACCGUGGAUGGGGUUGGUAUGAACAGUUGAAUCCUAGUGAAGUAUUUGGAGACAUUAUGAUUGACUACUCGUAUGUAGAGUGCAGUAUGGCCACCUUGACUGCGCUUGUGGAUUUCAGGGAGAUGUACCCGCAUCAUCGGCCAAACGACAUCCAGCAAAGCAUCAACAAAGGUCAUUCAUUUCUGAAGAGUGUCCAAAGAGAGGAUGGCUCGUGGUACGGGUCUUGGGCGUGCUGCUUUACAUACGGUACCUUCUUUGGAAUAGAGGGUCUUGUCAAAUGUGGAGAGUCAUUGGAUUCAACUGCAAUUGUGCGUGCUUGCAAGUUUUUGCUUCAACAUCAGCGAAAAAAUGGAGGAUGGGGCGAAGACUUCACGAGUUGCUACGAUAAGGACUAUGCGAAGAAUGGCAUGAAACGGUAUGGCGACGAGGGUAGCGGCGUCGUCAAUACUGCCUGGGCUUUGCUUGGCCUUUCUAUUGCAAAGUAUGACGAUGUCGAUGCUAUUCGACGUGGCGUGCAAUAUUUGAUGAAGCGACAACUUCCUUCCGGUGACUGGCCACAGGAAGGGAUAUCUGGUGUUUUUAACAGAUCUGUUGGAAUCACCUACACAGCAUACCGUAAUGUGUUUCCCAUUUGGGCCCUUGGACGAUGCUAUGCAGUAUAUGGUAAUGUGUUCAACGAAACUGAAUAG